Messenger RNA from Ostrea edulis (European flat oyster), 429 nucleotides. RefSeq lists its product as uncharacterized. The transcript has a single exon. The record is from RefSeq and is a predicted model, not a curated record. Bases 1 to 429 code for a protein of 142 amino acids. NCBI's taxonomy places the organism in Eukaryota, Metazoa, Mollusca, Bivalvia, Ostreida, Ostreidae.
AUGGGACCUGCUCCAACCAAUUCCAUCAGGGAUGCCAACAGCAUGCAACCUCAGGGCAGAAACCCUUCCCAGCCACUGAGCAGAAACCCUCCCCAACCACUGGGCAGAAACCCUUCCCAACCAGAGGUCAGAAACCCUCCCCAACCACUGGGCAGAAAUCCUCCCCAACCACUGAGCAGAAACCCUCCCCAACCACUGGGCAGAAACCCUUCCCAACCACAGGGCAGAAACCCUCCCCAACCCCUGGGUAGAAACCCUUCCCAACCCCAGGGCAGAAACCCUCCCCAACCCCAGGGCAGAAACCCUCCCCAACCACUGAGCAGAAACCCUCCCCAACCACUGGGCAGAAACCCUCCCCAACCACUAGGCAGAAACCCUUCCCAACCACUAGGCAGAAAUCCUUCCCAACCACAUGGCAUAAAAGUAUAA